AUAGGUGGACCAUGAAAUCGCUACAUAUACGACUCUUCCUCGUUAAAGUUGACACAUGAAGAUACAGUUUUAUUUAAAAUGUUCUUAUAAAGUGUCAAUUUUAAUAACAAUUAAUUCAAGUAGUGUUAAUUUAGCUUAAAUGAUCAAUUAUUAUUUAUAAAUAUGAGAUUUUAUGAAUGAGAAGGUCUACUAAAUCUUAUCGAUUUAAUUAUGAGUCAUCUAAUAAAAAUAUUUUUCAUCUUUCAAUGCACAAUUUAUUUGUCGUUUGCACAAAUUGACACAUUUGAUGAAGAGUUGAUGCUGAAACCUCUGCCAAAUGGCUAUCUUUACACUUUCUUUCAAUUUACAACUUUGUGGAAUGCUGAGAAUAAUGCUGAAACUUUGAAACAUACACAUUUAUUUCCUCGAGGAUUAGCAGAGAUUAUAAGUAGGCAUCAUGUUGAUGAAAUGGAUAUUUCCCUAACAGAGGGUCUUUGGAAUUAUGAAAAAUAUGGAUACCCAUUUUACAAUGCUGGACCUGGUGCUGAAAUUUCUGCUUGGUUUAAUGAAAAUGUCAAAAAUGUUGAUCAAGAGUGGAUAGGUUUAACAAAUGCCCUCUCUGGGUUAUUGUGUGCUUCAUUAAACUUUGUUAGUUCAUCAAAUAGUCUGUCACCAGAAUUUAGUUUUAGGCCUACAGGAGUGGUUACCAAAUCACCAAAGUCUAGUCAUUUAAGAUAUUCAUCUCUACCACGAGAAACAGCAUGUACAGAAAAUCUUACGCCAUUCAAAAAAUUACUACCUUGUGAUUCAAAAAGAGGACUUGCAACAUUGUUAAACUCAGCUUAUAUUCAUAAUACCAAUUAUCACUCAGUAGGUAUUCAUUUCCGUUCAAUAUGCCAAAAUAAAAUGUGCACCAAGUUGACCUUGGAACUUAGACAAACAGUAUCUCUAAUUUAUGAUACAGUGACAUUUGACACAGAGGAUUGGUCAAUUCGCAAGUUAUUUGGGAUUGGAUUAAGAAGUGCAUGUCCACUUGCAACGUUAAGUAAUAUAUAUGUGGACCUCACUAGUAAUGGUACUACUCACUCUUAUAAAAUAUCACCUCCACCAUCUGGAAUAACAACCAGUCUAAGAGGAGGACAAGAAAAUAAAUAUGCAAUUUAUGAUGUAAGAUCAAAUACGAUUGAUGGAGCUUUCAGUAUUGCUACAGUACACAAAGUGCAAAAGUCUUCUGGAAUCAAUUAUCCAUCAAUUCUCUAUGCAAAUAGAUACAUUAUAGGCUAUGGACAGGAGAAGGGAUCUCUGGUAACAAAGCUUUACAACAAUCACUGGCAGAAUAUAGACGUAGUUUUGUUGGAAAAUGUUCCUUGGUAUUUACCAUUGUAUUUACAUUCAAUGAAAAUAACGUGCAAUGGAGUGGACAUAAAACCACUGGCUCAACGAUACAUUCCUGGCAAAGAAAGGCAACAGCCAUAUUAUUUAGAAUUAGUCCUACGCUUACCAGCGCGUUCGGUAACAAAGUUCUCCGUGGAUAUCGAGUAUAUGUUCCUAAAGUGGCAAGAAUAUCCGCCAGACGCGAAUCAUGGAUUUUACAUGGGACCUGCAGUAAUAACUGCACUGUUGCCCAUCGCUAGAAAUUAUACUGCUUUGCCACAGGAAGGCAGUACAAUAACGUCAACAUUUAACGCAACGCGCGAAGGCUAUCUGGUACAGUUGCGCACCGAAACAUUGUUGAUAAGUCUACCAACGCCGGAUUUCAGCAUGCCAUACAACGUAAUUUGCUUAGCAUGUACGGCAGUAGCGUUGGCCUUUGGUCCAUUGCACAACAUUUCUACCAAGCGGCUGGUGCUCAAACGCAUCGAGAAGCAGGGCUAUUUACCCUCGUUAUGGGGCAAAUUACGUAAAGUUGUAGGCUUCAAGGAGAAGACUGCCUAGUGU
Molecule: messenger RNA, 1917 nt
Organism: Phymastichus coffea
Lineage: Eukaryota; Metazoa; Arthropoda; Insecta; Hymenoptera; Eulophidae
Gene: PIG-T
Product: GPI transamidase component PIG-T
Exons: 9
Coding region: 211-1914 (567 amino acids)
Biological process (GO): attachment of GPI anchor to protein
Cellular component (GO): GPI-anchor transamidase complex
Source: RefSeq, a predicted model, not a curated record